AUGGGUCGUUGGACUAUCAAGAGGACACAACAUACUUUCUCAGAUCCACAGAAUGGACCAUUCCUCUGCGCCCCCACCAUCUCUCCCAAGUUCUCCCUCGGCAUAGCCAUUAAGAAAUGCUUCGCUCCAGCUUUCUCGCCGCGAUCGCUUCUACAUGCUUUCUUGCUGUUCAUUGUCUGCCGUGCGUUGAAUCGGCUACGUCGCCAUAAUUCACUGUCGCGAUAUCCUGGACCACCGCUGGCUGCGCUUACGACGUGGUACAAGGCCUACUACGAUAUCGUCAAGGAUGGCGGAUGGGCGGAGCAUCUCGAAGCUCUGCAUCAACAAUACGGCAAAAUAGUCAGAGUUGGGCCGAACGAGCUCCACUUCAGUGAUCCACAAGCCUACAACGACAUAUACGGCAUGGGAACGCGACACACCAAACAGUCAGAGAUGUAUUCGUGUUUCGCCACCGACCUUUCCGUCUUCGCUAUGUUCGACCACCAUGAGGUUAUGCAACGCCGAAAUUUGAUCGGACCGUUUUUCUCGAGGCGCGCCAUACUCAAUCUCGAGAAGACGGUACAGAAUAGGAUCGAUCUCUUGGUCUCCCGACUUCUCAAAUUUCAAGACACGAAGAAGUCCGCCAAUCUGGACCUCGCCUUCCGUUCAACAAGUCUCGAUAUCAUUACUUCCUACUGUUUCUCCAAGUCUUCCGACUUUCCUAACUCUGACAACUUUCAAAAUCCGAUCCUCGACGCUAUGGACCAGACUCUCCCCAUGAUCUGGAUCUUCAAGCACUUCCCCCUCAUCAAAGCGGUGUUGCUCAAUAUGGGGUCGCAGAUAGACGACAUAAUGAAGGACCCUUCAUCCCUACACAACAUCGAGCAUGAAACAAUUUACCAUCACUUCCUGACGCCACAGCCUGAAAACCAGCGCCUUCCUCCCGUCACACGCGAGUGGCUCCUGGACGAAGGCCUCUAUCUACGCUUCGCUGGAAGCGAUACGGUUGGAAAUGUCUGCACAGUAGCGACAUAUCGCAUCUUGAAUGACAAACGCAUUCACCAUAAGCUCUUAACGGCGCUGAAGGAGGCAUGGCCCGACAGAGACGCUUCGCCUAGCUUCGAGGGGCUCGAAAAAAUUCCUUACCUUACCGUGGUCUCGAUGGGGUCGACAAUCCUGCACAAAAAUCCAGAUGUCUUUCCGGAACCUCUUGUGUUUAAACCGGAGCGGUGGAUGCAGGAUGACUCCUCGGAGCUCGAAAAAUAUCUCGUGUCCUUCUCUAAGGGGCCGCGAAGCUGCCUGGGUAUAAACCUUGCAUGGUGUGAACUCUACCUCAUCAUAGGCACGAUAUUUCGAAGGUUAGAGCUUGUUCCUGACAAUGCAACGAUGAACACAGAGCUACCCUUGGUUGUCGACAAUGGUACAGGUUUCGUGAAAGUGGGGUACGCUGGAUCGAACUUCCCUGAGCAUGUUUUUCCUUCCAUCGUCGGUCGUCCCAUCCUACGCGCGGAGGAACGGGUUGGGUCCGCAGUCAUCAAGGACAUCAUGAUCGGCGACGAAGCCGCUGCGAACCGCAACUAUCUGCAAGUGACGCAGCCCAUGGAGCACGGCAUUGUGAAGAAUUGGGAGGACAUGAAGCAUCUAUGGGACUACACCUUCGAUGAGAAGCUGAAGAUCAACCCUCAAGGAAGAAAGGUCUUGUUGACGGAACCCCCAAUGAACCCAAGAGUCAACAGAGAGAGAAUGUGUCAAGUUAUGUUUGAGGAGUAUGGCUUUCAGGGAGUGUAUGUCGCCAUCCAGGCCGUGUUGACACUCUAUGCGCAAGGUCUUACCACUGGCGUUGUCGUCGAUUCCGGAGAUGGUGUAACACACAUUGUGCCGGUGUAUGAUGGAUUCGCUAUGCCUCACCUAACCCGUCGAUUGGAUAUCGCUGGACGAGAUGUUACAAGAUACCUGAUCAAGCUCCUCCUUAUGAGAGGAUAUGCAUUCAACCGGACAGCGGAUUUCGAAACUGUGCGAGAGAUCAAGGAGAAACUUUGUUACGUCAGCUACGACUUGGAACAAGAUAAGAAAUUGGCGGAGGAGACGACGGUCCUUGUUGAGAGCUAUACACUCCCAGAUGGACGAGUUAUCAAAGUUGGCCCAGAACGCUACGAGGCUCCCGAAUGCAUGUUCCAGCCCCACCUAGUGGACGUUGAACAACCUGGUGUUGCAGAAAUGCUCUUCCAAACCAUCCAAGCUGCUGCUGUCGAUAUUCGCUCUGAUCUCUACAAGCACAUCGUGUUGUCUGGAGGGUCAAGUAUGUACCCAGGCUUGCCAAGUCGUCUAGAGAAGGAGAUCAAGCAGCUUCACCUGACGCGUCUGCUAAAUGGCGACCCUACACGGCUGAACAAAUUCAAAAUCAAGAUUGAGGAUCCUCCUCGCCGCAAACAUAUGGUGUUCCUUGGAGGCGCUGUGCUUGCUGAUAUCAUGAAAGGCCGGGAGGAUUUCUGGGUGUCUCGGGAAGAGUGGUUCGAGCAAGGCGUCAGGGCUUUGGAUAAGCUUGGUCGAGGAGACAGCUAG
Cyclocybe aegerita is the source of this 2541-nucleotide messenger RNA. The record is from the annotation of a GenBank genome assembly. NCBI's taxonomy places the organism in Eukaryota, Fungi, Basidiomycota, Agaricomycetes, Agaricales, Hemipholiotaceae.